AUGAGAGCCAUCCAUCCCCUCAUAUGGCAUCUCGCACUAUGCCCCGCCGCCGCCCUUGCCCGAGCGCCUCUCCCUCCUCCCCCAGACUUCAACGCGGCCCUCGAUGCCGGCGACUACGGCAUCUACCCCCAGCGCGAAUAUGUCACCUCCGGCGGCAUCAAGUCUCCCGAGACCAACUUCCCCAUGUGCACCCCCGACUACGAUGACGGCAAGUUCAUCUUCUUCACCCCGCGUGGCCACUCCUUGCCCUACAACCCCGGCCCCAUGAUCAUGGACGCGCGAGGCGAAUUGGUGUGGUAUCAGCAUUAUGACAACUCCUUUGGCGGCGAGGCCUACAAUUUUCGCGUGCAGCACUUUCAGGGGGAGGACUACUUGACGUUUUGGCUGGGCGAUGACCGUGUACGCGGCCACGGCUCCGGCUUUUAUUAUAUGUUAAACUCAUCUUAUGAUGUCGUGCGGCAAUUCGGUGCGGGAAAUGGACUGAGUGCGGAUCUACACGAAUUCCUCCUCACCGACGAAGGCACUGCGCUCAUGUCCAUCUACGAAAUCGCACCCGGCGACGUAAGUAUGUUUCGCGAGUUCCACCCCGAGGAACACCUGGAGGACGAGAACCCCAAUUACAUCUGGGAUGGGAUAGCGCAGGAGAUCGACGUCGACACCGGCAAGGUGCUGUUCGAAUGGCGAGCGUCCGAGCACGUCAACGUCACCGAGACCUAUCGCCCCAUCUACUCCAUGGGCAAUCUCUUUGACCCCUUCGACUGGUUCCACAUCAACAGCAUACACAAGGACCAGCUUGGCAAUUAUCUCAUCUCCGCCCGUUAUACCCACAGCAUCAUGUACGUGGAUGGACGCACGCGAGAGACCAUUUGGCAGCUGGGAGGCAAGAAGAACAGUUUUAUGGAUAUGAGUGGCGGCAACGCUACCAAUUUCUGCUGGCAACACGACGCUCGAUUUCUCCCUCUCGACACCUUUCCCAGCAUCUACACCCCGCCACCAGCGGAGGAAGGAGUCAGCAGGCGGUUGAUCAGCAUCUUCGACAAUGCUGCCGAGGACCAGCAUUAUCUAUAUGGCCUGCCAUAUUCUCGUGGAUUGGUGGUCGAAGUCACGUUCCCUACUCCCGGCACGACAAGGGCUGCAAAAGGCCCACGCAAGUCUGGCUCCUCUGAAUCCUUGACCAUUCUCGACGAGGAUGGCAAUGUUGAUUACAACCUGCAGAAGCUGCUGGAAACCAAUGGCACCGACCCCUACUACUCCGUCCGAGUCAUCGCCUCCUACGAGAACCCCCAGUUGGUGCGUUCCUCCUCGCAAGGAAACAUGCAAAUCGUGCCUCAAGGCCCGGGCGAGGACCCCAAGAUUCUGGUCGGCUUCGGGCUAUCCCCCGUCUUCACCGAGUUCGCCACCAACGGCACCGUGCUUUGCGACGUGCACUGGGGCCCCAAAUCCUCCUGGGACACGGCGCACAGCCAAAGCUACCGCGUCUACAAGUUCCCGUGGGUAGGCAAGCCACACACCGAGCCUAGCGUGGCCAUCAGCGACAAAAACGACUUCAUCUACGUCUCCUGGCUCGGCGCGACCGAGAUCUACGAAUGGGUGCUCCAAGGCUCCCGCCGCGAAACCGAAGACGACUCCCGCUGGAAAGACAUUGGCCGCGUGGAGAAGAUCAACUUCGAGACCGUCAUCGACGUCGCGCGCAACCUCGGCGGCUACCGCUACCUCCGCAUGGUCGCCGUCGACGAGCACGGCGCCCGCCUGCCCCACGGCACCAGCCGCAUCAUCGACCGCGGCAUCAUGGCCACUCACUUCCCCAUCGUCGCGGACAAGCUGCCCGAGGACGUGAAGCAGAUGCCGCCGCUCAAGGUCUUUUUGAUCUUCGCGUGCAAUGUCAGCGGGCUGGUGGUGCUGUACGAACUCUACCGCCGCUAUCUCAGCUGGCGCGUGGGCCGGCCGAGCGCGGGUGCCUUCCGGUGGCGCAAAGGCGCUGCGUAUAAACUGUUGGAAGCGGUUUGA
Messenger RNA from Neohortaea acidophila, 2007 nucleotides. RefSeq names its product ASST-domain-containing protein. Lineage: Eukaryota; Fungi; Ascomycota; Dothideomycetes; Mycosphaerellales; Teratosphaeriaceae. The record is from RefSeq and is a predicted model, not a curated record. The transcript has 2 exons. Bases 1 to 2007 code for a protein of 668 amino acids.